Spodoptera frugiperda (fall armyworm) is the source of this 674-nucleotide messenger RNA. RefSeq lists its product as uncharacterized. The record is from RefSeq and is a predicted model, not a curated record. The transcript has 4 exons. Lineage: Eukaryota; Metazoa; Arthropoda; Insecta; Lepidoptera; Noctuidae. Bases 142 to 660 code for a protein of 172 amino acids.
AAUUUUAUAAAACGAGGCAUAUCAUUAUAUUGUUAUAAUAAAACUACAAUAAAAACUUAUCUGUUAUGUCAAUCAAAGGGAUAUUAAACCGGCAUCACCAUUGACUUUAUCAAUUUUAUUUGGACAGUGAAACCGACAAGCAUGAAGUGGAUUGUCAUAUUUGGGAUUAUAUUAUCUACUACUGUUACAUUUUCUGCUUCCGAUGCAAAAGAAAAGACGCCAAUAAAACAAGAAGCAGCAAAAUUUAUUAAAUGUAAUGAAAAAUAUGUGUCAGAAUGCUAUGCAAUUACUAAACGGGUAAAAAGAGGAGAACCUUAUAGAACCAACUGUUCAAUAGUCAAUAAGCAUGCAUGGGGCAAUAAUGUGACGAUGAGAGGAGAAAUAUUCAUUGAUGGAGUAGCAAUUGAAGUAAUAAGAGGCCAAGUUUGCGACCUCACGAAAAUUGAUUGGGUGUAUAAUUUUACGAUGACUUAUUCUAACCUUCGCGACUGUCCUUAUAAACCGGGAUAUUACGCAUUUUUCAACAUAGAACUCCCACCAAAGAAUAUGCCUCAGAGGAUUUUGAACUUGGUCAAAGGACAAUUUAAUACAAAAAUAUAUUAUUCAAUUACAAAAACUGGUGAGACUAUCAUAGAAAUCAGUGUGACGUUACGGAUGUAGAUUAUAGUGAAUUA